This is a messenger RNA of Gorilla gorilla gorilla (western lowland gorilla), 5063 nucleotides long. It is a transcript of the gene PHF20L1, whose product is annotated as PHD finger protein 20 like 1. The record is from RefSeq and is a predicted model, not a curated record. Bases 323 to 3394 code for a protein of 1023 amino acids. Gene Ontology annotation, cellular component: NSL complex. NCBI's taxonomy places the organism in Eukaryota, Metazoa, Chordata, Mammalia, Primates, Hominidae. Gene Ontology annotation, biological process: regulation of transcription by RNA polymerase II. The transcript has 21 exons.
GACGUCGCCGGGGCCCGGCGUCGCGUCAGGGCUGGCCGGCGGCGGAGGCGGCAGCGGCGGCGGCGAUGGCAGCGGACCCUGAGCGAGCUUGAGGGCUCGGACCCAGCUCCCUCCCGCGAAACCUUGGGCCGAUCCGGCGCUGCGGCCCCAGCUCGCUCCGCUCCUGCUCCCUCCCUGGCCGCUGCCUGGGCGGAGGCAGAGGCAGAGGCCCGGGCUGGCCGCCCUGCUCGUGCCCCAGCUCGGCCCCGGACGGCCCGGCUGCUGUGCAGAGAGGAGGCCGAGUCGGUAGUGAAAAGAGAAUACUGAAGAAUAGGAUCUCAAGAUGAGUAAAAAGCCCCCAAAUCGCCCUGGAAUCACUUUUGAGAUUGGUGCUCGUUUGGAGGCACUGGACUACUUACAAAAAUGGUAUCCAUCACGAAUUGAAAAAAUUGACUAUGAGGAGGGCAAGAUGUUGGUCCAUUUUGAGCGCUGGAGUCAUCGUUAUGAUGAGUGGAUUUACUGGGAUAGCAAUAGAUUGCGACCCCUUGAGAGACCAGCACUAAGAAAAGAAGGGCUAAAAGAUGAGGAAGAUUUCUUUGAUUUUAAAGCUGGAGAAGAAGUUCUGGCUCGUUGGACAGACUGUCGCUAUUACCCUGCCAAGAUUGAAGCAAUUAACAAAGAAGGAACAUUUACAGUUCAGUUUUAUGAUGGAGUAAUUCGUUGUUUAAAAAGAAUGCACAUUAAAGCCAUGCCCGAGGAUGCUAAGGGGCAGUUUCUGUUCCAGGUGAAAUCCCAGCAUCCACUAAGCUGGUGUUGUCCUAUCGACCCAGCUGGAUCGUGUAACCAGUCUAUGGGAAGUGAGGAUUGGAUAGCUUUAGUCAAAGCAGCUGCUGCAGCUGCAGCCAAGAACAAAACAGGGAGUAAACCUCGAACCAGCGCUAACAGCAAUAAAGAUAAGGAUAAAGAUGAGAGAAAGUGGUUUAAAGUACCUUCAAAGAAGGAGGAAACUUCAACUUGUAUAGCCACACCAGACGUAGAGAAGAAGGAAGAUCUGCCUACAUCUAGUGAAACAUUUGUAGGACUUCAUGUAGAGAACGUUCCAAAGAUGGUCUUUCCACAGCCAGAGAGCACAUUAUCAAACAAGAGGAAAAAUAAUCAAGGCAACUCGUUUCAGGCAAAGAGAGCUCGACUUAACAAGAUUACUGGUUUGUUGGCAUCCAAAGCUGUUGGGGUGGAUGGUGCUGAAAAAAAGGAAGACUACAAUGAAACAGCUCCAAUGCUGGAGCAGGCGAUUUCACCUAAACCUCAAAGUCAGAAAAAAAAUGAAGCUGACAUUAGCAGUUCUGCCAACACUCAGAAACCUGCACUGUUAUCCUCAACUUUGUCUUCAGGGAAGGCUCGCAGCAAGAAAUGCAAACAUGAAUCUGGAGAUUCUUCUGGGUGUAUAAAACCCCCUAAAUCACCACUUUCCCCAGAAUUAAUACAAGUCGAGGAUUUGACGCUUGUAUCUCAGCUUUCUUCUUCAGUGAUAAAUAAAACUAGUCCUCCACAGCCUGUGAAUCCCCCUAGACCUUUCAAGCAUAGUGAGCGGAGAAGAAGAUCUCAGCGUUUAGCCACCUUACCCAUGCCUGAUGAUUCUGUAGAAAAGGUUUCUUCUCCCUCUCCAGCCACUGAUGGGAAAGUAUUCUCCAUCAGUUCUCAAAAUCAGCAAGAAUCUUCAGUACCAGAGGUGCCUGAUGUUGCACAUUUGCCACUUGAGAAGCUGGGACCCUGUCUCCCUCUUGACUUAAGUCGUGGUUCAGAAGUUACAGCACCGGUAGCCUCAGAUUCCUCUUACCAUAAUGAAUGUCCCAGGGCAGAAAAAGAGGAUACACAGAUGCUUCCAAAUCCUUCUUCCAAAGCAAUAGCUGAUGGAAGAGGAGCUCCAGCAGCAGCAGGAAUAUCGAAAACAGAAAAAAAAGUGAAAUUGGAAGACAAAAGCUCAACAGCAUUUGGUAAGAGAAAAGAAAAAGAUAAGGAAAGAAGAGAGAAGAGAGACAAAGAUCACUACAAACCAAAACAGAAGAAGAAGAAAAAAAAGAAAAAGAAAUCUAAGCAACAUGACUAUUCAGACUAUGAAGACAGUUCCCUCGAAUUUUUGGAAAGGUGCUCUUCUCCACUAACUCGAUCUUCUGGGAGUUCUCUGGCUUCACGAAGCAUGUUUACGGAGAAAUCUACAACCUAUCAGUACCCAAGGGCAAUUCUAUCCGUUGAUCUUAGUGGUGAAAACUUAUCAGAUGUAGACUUCCUAGAUGAUUCUUCAACGGAGAGUUUGCUUCUGAGUGGGGAUGAAUACAAUCAGGACUUUGAUUCAACCAAUUUUGAGGAAUCUCAGGAUGAGGAUGAUGCUCUUAAUGAAAUUGUGCGAUGUAUUUGUGAGAUGGAUGAGGAGAAUGGCUUCAUGAUCCAGUGUGAAGAGUGCUUGUGUUGGCAACACAGCGUGUGCAUGGGGCUGCUGGAGGAGAGCAUUCCAGAGCAGUACAUCUGCUAUAUCUGCCGGGACCCACCAGGUCAGAGGUGGAGUGCAAAAUAUCGUUAUGAUAAGGAGUGGUUGAAUAAUGGGAGAAUGUGCGGGUUAUCAUUUUUCAAAGAAAAUUAUUCUCAUCUCAAUGCCAAAAAGAUAGUUUCUACACAUCACCUGCUUGCUGAUGUCUAUGGUGUUACAGAAGUGCUACACGGGCUACAGCUGAAGAUUGGAAUACUAAAGAAUAAACAUCAUCCUGACCUUCAUCUCUGGGCUUGUUCCGGGAAGCGAAAAGACCAAGAUCAAAUAAUAGCUGGGGUGGAGAAAAAAAUAGCUCAAGACACAGUUAAUCGAGAAGAAAAGAAAUAUGUACAGAACCAUAAAGAACCACCUCGUUUGCCCCUAAAAAUGGAAGGAACUUAUAUAACAAGUGAGCAUAGCUAUCAAAAGCCACAAAGUUUUGGUCAGGACUGUAAAUCUCUCGCAGACCCUGGGAGCUCAGAUGAUGAUGAUGUUAGUAGUUUGGAAGAAGAACAAGAAUUCCACAUGAGAAGUAAAAACAGUUUACAGUACUCAGCAAAAGAACACGGAAUGCCUGAAAAGAAGAAUCCAGCUGAAGGGAAUACAGUAUUUGUUUAUAAUGAUAAAAAGGGCACUGAAGACCCAGGAGACUCACAUCUUCAGUGGCAGCUCAAUCUCCUUACACACAUAGAAAAUGUGCAGAACGAAGUUACCAGCAGGAUGGACCUAAUAGAAAAAGAAGUCGAUGUUCUGGAAAGCUGGCUUGAUUUCACAGGGGAGUUGGAGCCACCAGAUCCUCUUGCAAGAUUGCCCCAACUUAAACGCCACAUAAAACAGCUCCUAAUUGACAUGGGCAAAGUACAGCAGAUAGCAACUCUUUGCUCUGUAUGACAACAGUGAACACUUAAUGAAAGAAUGUGGCUUUCUUCAGUCAAAGCAUUUUUAUUAUCCACGUGAUGGCUAAGUGGAUAAUUUAAAAGCUUAGUAAUGUCUGGUCAUUCACUGAUUUGUGAUGUCAAUAGGAUGGCACCUUGGAAAGAAAAAUGAAGAACAACUUUAUCAAGGAAGCUAGUAUUUAAAAACAAAUUCAUGAGCAAGCUGCAAAUGAGAAUGUGUUAUAUGCCAAGGAACAAUGAAGUAGAAUAUAAUGUAUACUAAGGGAUUUCAAGUUCGCAGAAUUUUUGAAUAGUUGCUUACGUGAAGCUCAAGAUACCUGUAGAAAGAAAUAUGGUAUAUUUAUAUAGUUUUUAAUAGAAAGAUCUAUGUUUAUAAACCAGCACUUGGCCAAAAACAAAAUUGUAAAGGAAAUUUAAAUUCUGGAGAAUUCUACAGGGUUGCUAUAAGAACUGUCUUCUCAGCAGUUGAUCCAGCUGUACGGAAAUUUAGGGUAUUUAAACUUUUAAAGGAUCAUGAGCUGUUUCUUGGGCGAUGAAUGUUCUUAAUCAGAAAACUGACAGUAGAAAUCUCACUUCUGGGGAAAACAGUUGUGGAAUUCUUACUUCAUUAUGAAUGUAUUUAAAAAACAAACACCAAAUAAUUGGAAUAUAUUGCAGGCACUAAGCUCAUUAAAAACAAACUGGCUUGCAGAAGGGUCCGAUGUGCCAAGUGAUGAUGAUUCUGCUGGAAAGAGGAUUUUAAAUAUUGUGGGAGUUCUCCCACCCUAAGUCUUACAUAAUGCCACCUGUCCAUCCAAAACCUAUAUAUCACCUAUACUAUAUAUAUCAUAUAUAUAGUUGAAUGGCAGUAUUCAGGCUCAACGUACAGUUUGAUCCUGAGUAUGCUUGGUGUUUGCCUUCAGAAAAAAAAAAAAUACAUUGUAAAUAACCUCAGCUGGGAUGAGGAGUGACAGAAUAUCAAAAUAAUUUGUGGCUGUGGAUUUUUUUAACUGCUAGUAGUGGAAUACUGGAAAAGCUUCAUUUCUGAAGAUGAAUUUUAUUUUUAAAAAAUACAUGCACACUCAAAACUUUUAGCUUUGAUCACAAAUGGACAAAUUUCUGAAACCAAAGGCAACUAAGUUGCUGUGUUAGCUCUUGCUGGAUUUUGAGCCUAGGUCCUACUGUCUGCCAGUACUCAUGUGAGUUGUAUGCGCCCCCAGUGCUACAUACGCAGGUAUGCGUAAGUGUGUAUGCUUGUUUUAAACAAACACUCAACGUACAUAUGUACAUAAUCUACACAUAUUUAUAUCACAUAUCUAGUUUUAUUACUAUAGACUAUACGAAUUGGUGGUUAACAUGAAAUGUUACCUUUUAACAGACUGUUUUUAAAAAUUAAAAAUGUAUGUAUAGGUUUUGAAAUUUUUUUAAAAGGGGAAAAAGACUGUUAAGAGGAGGCUAUUUGAUGACAUAACACUUGAAUAUUUUAUGCCUCAUUCUGUUUAUCAGUUCUCGCGAUCUGUAUAAAUGCAUUUUAGAACUGAUAGACAGUAAACUUGAAUUUAUCUUUGAUAAGAAUACAUGCCACUGUACAUUCAGAUAUUAUUUAAAUUUGCAAACACAUUGUUCUAUAUGUAAGGGUACUGUAUGUAAAACUCUUUAUUAAAACUAUUCCACAUAUCCUAAAA